AUGUCAAGCAUCCUCAGCCUCAGCAAGCCUGCCUCUCUCGAGCACGCGUCUAGUGGCCUGGAUCGCGCCUCAUUUAACGUCUACGACGAGGCCGACCGCCAUAUCAUCGCUCCACUGCAGGAGCACCCACGUAGUCCCAGUCCUAGCUCCAGUGGUAGCGAUGGCUACGACGUCGACGGCGACCAAGGAGAAGCCGAUACAAACCCGAGGAGCUUUGCUAAUGUGCGACGAGUCUCUGCGAAAGUACGAUCGAAAGUGAAGAUCAAGACACACAAGCUCCUGCAUACCUCCCAUCAGCAACACGCUUAUCAGUUGCCCACAGCUCCUGCUUUGGCACCGGCACCCAUCCACGAUGGCGAUGAGGACCGCCUUUUUCAUCCUGUACCAGAGCAUAAGGGACCCCAACUUAAAGAAUUCCUUCACAACCCGGUCGAUACUGUCUCAUCCCUACUACAUGGCGCAAGUGGGGCAAAGAUGGCUGAUGUUAUGGACAACCAAGUCAUAGCCCACGGUGCGGAUGUGAAUCUGGUCCGGGUAUACGAUAAGGCGGCGGCUGCCGACAAUAAGGAGGAACAACAGUCGGCGCUGGGGGAGUUGGAGGAUUUGAAAAAGACAAGACAAGACCAAUACGUUAGAUGGACAAUGGAUCGCCAUGUACUCAAAAUUAGAAGAAUACCGCCCCUCAAUCUACCGCGGCCGCAGAAGAAGGACUUCCGAACAGGGGAUCAGGAGAAAGAAGGCCAAGUCAACUGGGCCAGUUACAGCCAGCAUCUCGCACGUUUUUAUGCCAGGCACUACUGUGACCAGUACAUUGACGAGUCCCCAACCCUACCUUCGGCAAAUGAGGACGCCAUCAACACUAGUUUGGAAAGGUUCCUCAUGUCAUCAACGCCGUAUCAAGUGGUCCUCAUGAAGAUUCGGCACAUUUAUCGCUGGGAUGACCCUGUGGAGACCGGCGUGUACCUUGGAUCCUACCUCUUUUUUUGGGCCAUCGGUCAUCUUGCAGGCGCUGCGGUUCUUGGCAUUAUGUGGCUCGUGCUUAUGCGACACCUGUACCCUCCAACGGCUGAAGAUCUCCGGGAAAAUAUUGGACGGUCUGAGGACGUUGAGCAGACCGCCACGAAUCUCACUCAGCUGAUCGAGCAGCAUGGAUCUCGUGGGUGGAUGGACGCGUUGAUCAAAGAGCUGGGACCGAGAUCACUAUUAGCACUGGGCGAUAUGGCAGACACUUUGGAAAUCAUGAGAAACUUCUACCAAUGGCGGAGCCCACCCCGCACAGUGUUUUCGCUAUCACUUCUCGGUCUUGUUUGGCUGUUCAUCACCACCACACCUCUCUGGCUGCUGGUCAAGAUGUCACAACUUGAAGCCGCCAUUAUGUUUUUCGGGACAUUUCCAAUUGCGAGCCGCAUGCCACACUAUCGGCAUGUUGUAUCGCCAUUGACAUGGUUAUUUUGGAAGAUACCCACAGAUGGUAUGUGCUCCAAGUCCCUUUGCCUUUGGAUCUCAAAAGCAACGCUGACGCUCUUGACUGCAGCCGAGUGGGCCAUAGCUCGCUUGCAAGUGGAAGCCAGGCACAGCAAAGAUGCACUGCCCACAGAGCCCUCCAAAAACGUUGAAGGCGCGUCAGAUAAGACGACAAUGCCUUCGAAGGCCGAUGACGAGACCGAACCUGCAAUAGAUAUUGGCAGAUAUCAUUGCACGUGCCAAAGCCAUCAUGGAGAUCUUCACGUCAGCUCAAGUGGUGCUCGCUACGUAACUGCAGUGAGAUCAACCCUUCUAUGGAAGCUACGAUUUGACAAUUGCAAGACCAUACGCAAACAUUCUGAUAGUGGGCUGAUUUUCGAGCUCAUGGAUGACAGCGAGUUCAAAGUUAUGGGUUUGGCGCUUAGGAAUGAAAUCUUCACUCAAAUAAUUGGCUAUAGUGGCCUAGCAUGGCAGGUCAUUGGAUGA
Letharia lupina is the source of this 1950-nucleotide messenger RNA. RefSeq lists its product as uncharacterized. Bases 1 to 1950 code for a protein of 649 amino acids. Gene Ontology annotation, biological process: negative regulation of toll-like receptor 9 signaling pathway; apoptotic process. The transcript is spliced from 4 exons. Lineage: Eukaryota; Fungi; Ascomycota; Lecanoromycetes; Lecanorales; Parmeliaceae. The record is from RefSeq and is a predicted model, not a curated record.